Molecule: messenger RNA, 1509 nt
Organism: Anopheles marshallii
Lineage: Eukaryota; Metazoa; Arthropoda; Insecta; Diptera; Culicidae
Product: cytochrome P450 6a2-like
Exons: 2
Coding region: 4-1509 (501 amino acids)
Molecular function (GO): oxidoreductase activity, acting on paired donors, with incorporation or reduction of molecular oxygen; heme binding; monooxygenase activity
Source: RefSeq, a predicted model, not a curated record
AGCAUGGCGAUGUGGUUGUUGCUGUUAGUAGCGGUAGCAUCGCUACUGUAUUAUUCCGUUAGGCGUCGCUAUAGCUACUGGAAAGAUAAAGGCAUUCCCCAGCUGGACCCAUCCCUACCGCUCGGUAACAUGAACGGUGUCGGAACGAAACGGAGCAUCAACGAUAUGCUCGAUGAAGUGUAUCGCCGAUUUCGUGGACAAUCACCGGUCGCUGGGGUAUACUUUCUUAUCAGCCCUGUACUGAUCGUGACAGAUGUGGACCUAGCCAGGAGGAUGAUGGUGAAAGACUUUAACAGCUUCCACGACCGCGGUAUGUACGUGAACGAGCGGGAUGAUCCACUGUCCGGACAUUUGUUCUCGAUCGGUGGCGAACGGUGGCGCUAUCUGCGCAACAAGCUCAGCCCCACGUUCACCUCCGGCAAGAUCAAGCAGAUGUUCGUGACGAUACGCGAGAUCGGAGAUGAGUUUCUUGCAUCGUUCGACAAGUAUAUCGAUCGGGAUGAACCGUUCGACAUUAAGUUACUGUGUCAAUGUUUUACGUGCGAUGUGGUAGGCUCGUGCGCCUUUGGGUUACAGUGCAACUCGCUGAAAAACGAGGGCUCCAAAUUGCUUGUAAUCGGCGAGAAAGUGUUCCGGCCUAGUCCGUUGGGUAUGGUGUACUCGAUGGCGAUUGGAAUUUUUCCCCGUCUUUCGAGAGCACUCCGUUUGCCGGCGCUUCCUCGCGAAGUGUCGUCGUUCUUUAGGCCGAUCGUACGUUCUACAGUAGAACACAGGGAACGGAACGCGAUAGAACGGCCCGAUUUCCUCAAUCUGUUGAUACAACUCAAGAACAAGGGCACGGUCGAGGAUGACGCAUCGGAAGGGUUGGAAAAGCUAACGCUGGACGAGGUGGCCGCACAGGCGUUUUUAUUUUUCUUCGCCGGGUUCGAAACUUCCUCGACGACACUUUCGUUCGCACUGUUCCUACUGGCUAAGCAUCAGGAGGUGCAGGAACGAUGUCGGAAGGAGAUUAUGCAAGCGUUAGCCCGCCACGAUGGGCUUAUUACGUACGAUGCGCUGAAAGAGAUGACGUACCUCGAUCAGAUCAUUAAUGAAACGCUUCGCUUGUACACACCCGCUGGACAGCUGUUUCGUGUUGCGAACGAGCCGUACCAUCUACCAACCUUGAAUGUAACGCUGGAAAAAGGGACAAUGGUACUGAUUCCGGUUCAAGCGUUUCAUCAUGAUCCAGAAAUAUUUCCCGACCCAGAUCGCUUCGAUCCGGAUCGGUUUGCACCGGAAACGAUCAACAGUGAUCAAAGUCACGCAUUUUUGCCUUUUGGGGACGGCCCUAGAAAUUGCAUCGGUAUGCGAUUUGGAUUGUUGGAGGUGAAAUUUGGAGUUGUACGAGUGUUGAGCAAACUGCGGUUCAGUGUUGAUCCGCGAACAACACUUCCGUUGAAGUUGUCAAAUAGCUCUGGAUUCCCAGAAGCCAAAGGAGGUAUCUGGUUGAAAGCAUCACGCCUGUAA